Lactuca sativa (garden lettuce) is the source of this 915-nucleotide messenger RNA. RefSeq lists its product as uncharacterized. Gene Ontology annotation, molecular function: catalytic activity. NCBI's taxonomy places the organism in Eukaryota, Viridiplantae, Streptophyta, Magnoliopsida, Asterales, Asteraceae. The record is from RefSeq and is a predicted model, not a curated record.
AUGAAUUUAAUGACCCUAAAUAUCCGAGGGAUAGGAGAGACUGCCAAGGCUGAGUGGGUAUGUCGACUAAAGAGAAAUCAAAGGCUAUCACUUAUAGCAAUUCAGGAAACCCAAUUGGGUGAUCUAGAAAAUUCUCUUAACAUUGCAAGAUGUUGGGGGAAUGACAAUUAUGGUUUUGAGUAUGUCGAUGCCUCUGGCAGAUCGGGUGGUCUGCUCACAAUUUGGGACCCCAGUUUCUUCUCCGUUGAUGAAUCGGUGAUGUCCAGACAUUUUCUUGCUAUUUUUGGGUCUUGCCCGACAAUUGAUGGCCAGAUUGCGGUGGUAAACGUAUACGGACCAAAGUUGGCCUCGGAGAAAGCAAAACUGUGGGGUGAUCUCCUCAACCUAAAACAAACCAAACAUGCCACCUGGAUAAUUCUGGGGGAUUUUAACGAGGUAAGGGGACUUGAAGAACGGAUCAACUCGUCUUUCUGUAAGUCAAGCUCUAAUUCUUUUAACAACUUCAUAGACCAGGCGGAAUUAUACGACCUGAAGAUGGGUGGUAACCGGUUCACUUACUUUCGACAAUGGGGUGCAAAAUUAAGUAAGUUGGAUAGAAUUCUUGUCUGCUCAAGUUUUGUUGAAAAAUUCCCAACAGCUUCCUCUGUAGCCCUACCCAAAGAACUCUUGGAUCAUUCCCCUGUGAUUCUUAAAACUGACUCAGAAGAUUUUGGUCCCCCCCCCCCCCCCCCCCCGUUUAAGCUGUUUAAUUCCUGGAUGCUGCGGGAAGGUUUUGACCAGUUGGUGGUCAAAUCAUGGGAAACAUACCGGGGAUUUGGUGCUGCUGAUUCCUAUCUCGCUAACAAACUCAGGUACCUGAAGGGUGAACUCAAGAAAUGGCGAUCGUCUGAAUAUCACAAAGAGCAUACGAACUGA